Erpetoichthys calabaricus (reedfish) is the source of this 2726-nucleotide messenger RNA. RefSeq lists its product as uncharacterized. The record is from RefSeq and is a predicted model, not a curated record. Bases 277 to 1764 code for a protein of 495 amino acids. NCBI's taxonomy places the organism in Eukaryota, Metazoa, Chordata, Cladistia, Polypteriformes, Polypteridae. The transcript has 12 exons.
ACACUGUAGCAAAAAAACAAAAAAAAACUACUUUUGGCUAGUAGCUUUUAUUUUUUCGUUUUAGAUUUAGCCGUAUAGAUGCAGUCUAAAGGCCGGCUAAAUGAAAGAAAGAGCCGCAGUUACAGCAGAACAAGAGUUGCUAUUCAUAGCGUCGUUUCCCUGGAUUUCUGCAUGAUUGAAUAUUGAUUUUCAGGAAAGUGGUUGAUCUGAAGUUAUUUUUUACAGAAGCAUAUUUAGUCACAGAUUUUUAAGCAUUCUACGUGAACCUCAACGAUCAUGGAUGAGGCCUGUGCACGUAAGAAUAUGACUGAGUUCUGGAAAGAGCAUUCAGUGGAGGCUACAGUAGAAGAGAUGAUGCUGGAUUCUAGUGCCCAGCAAAUCUCACACCAUGAAGUUCCAGAGAUCUUGAGUAUUCUGCCAAAGCUGGGUGGCAUGAAGGUGCUUGAGCUUGGAGCUGGUAUUGGGCGAUACACAAAACAUCUUGUGAAAGUUGCUCGUCAUGUUACUGCUGUGGACUUCAUGCAGAAGUUCUUGGAUAAGAACAAGGAAGAUAAUGGUCACUACAGCAAUGUAGACUUUCUUCAGGCAGAUGUCACUUGUCUACAAUUUCCUGACAAUAGAUUUGAUCUCAUCUUCUCUAAUUGGCUCUUUAUGUACUUGAGUGAUACUGAGCUUGAAUCUCUAACACAAAGGAUGCUCAGGUGGCUUCAACCAAAUGGUUAUCUUUUUUUCCGUGAGUCCUGUUUCCAUCAAUCAGGAGAUACAAAGAGGAGCUUUAAUCCCACAAAACAUCGAACUCCAGCAGAUUACAAUCACUUGCUGAUGUCUGUGGUACAGAAAAACCCAAUGGGUGGAGAACAGUGUUUUGGUUUUGAAAUUGCCAUGACUAAGUCAGUCCAAACUUAUAUUAAGAUGAAGAAGAACCGGAACCAGUUAUGCUGGCUUUUGCAGAUGGUGGAACGCAACCAAUCAGCCAAUCAAGGAUUUGAGACCUUUCAGCAGUUUCUUGACAGCAGGCAAUACUCACGGCAAGGCAUACUACGAUAUGAAAAAAUUUUUGGUAGAGGUUAUGUCAGUACAGGUGGACCCCACACCACCAAGGAGUUUGUUGAUAUGUUGAAUCUUCAGCCAGGACAGCGAGUGCUUGAUGUUGGUUGUGGAAUUGGGGGAGGAGAUUUUUACAUGGCAAAGGCAUUUAAGGUUGAAGUACUGGGGAUGGAUCUUUCAUCCAAUAUGGUUGAGAUAGCAAUGGAGCGUGCCUUACAAGAAAGCAUACCUUUGGUGCAAUUUGAAGUUGGAGAUGCUACAAAGAGACUGUUCCCUGAUGCUUCUUUUGAUGUAGUGUAUAGCAGGGAUACUAUCCUGCAUAUCAAAGACAAACUGGCUCUCUUCAAACAGUUCCAUUCUUGGUUGAAACCAGGAGGGAAAGUGUUGAUUAGUGAUUAUUGUUGUGGAGAGAAACCCUGGUCUCCUAUCUUUGAGGAAUAUGUCCAGAAAAGAGGGUACAUUCUCUGUACACCUCAGGAGUAUGGCAAGUUAUUGGAAGAGGCAGGAUUUCAGCAGGUACAUGCAGAGGACAGGACUGCCCAGUUUGUUCAAGUACUGAAGGAGGAGUUGCAAAGAUUUGAAGACAUCAGAGAUGAAUUCAUUGAGGAAUUUUUAGAGGAGGAUUACAACGAUAUUAUUCAAGGUUGGAAUGAAAAGCUGAAGCGAUGUGAACUGGGUGACCAGCGAUGGGGAUUGUUUUAUGCUGAGCACAAAUAAAUUUAGAGAUGAAGAGAAUGAGCAGCAUAUAUGAAUCUUGUAGGCCAACUGUCCAUUUGUAAGCACUCAACAAUGACAGAAAAAGCAGAGAAUGUAUUCAAAAACACUGUAGCUCUCGUGUAGCACAGCAUAACAUUACCUUCUCAUACCUGAUUAAUCAAAUUGUUAAUUUACUAUAAUUUCCAGAGUACAGUACAUCUUUUGAAGAUGGUUCCUUUAUGCAUUAGAUACAUGCCUUUUUCUUGUAGAGACCAUAAAAGUUGGAUCUCAAAAGGCACUUCCUUUGUGUUUUCCUCACAUAAGCCAAAAUACACAUAUUUUAGACUGAUUGGCAAUUUUGAAAAUGGCUAUGUGCGAGUGAUUGGACUCUUCGAUGGUCAGGCGUCAUGUCCAGGACUGUUUCUUACUUUGUGCCUAGUGCUUCUGUAAAAGGCUGUGAUUCCCACAACCCUAUAUCGUAUUAAGUGGUUUUCAGAAUGUUAUGUUUUGUUAUAUUGCAUUCAUAAAUGAAUAUAUUAUCACAUCCUUUAAAAGUAACGCACAUUUGCAGAAAUGAGCUCAUAGCUUACUGCCUUAAAUGCUGAUACAGGAUUAAAGUUUGCAGAAAGUGAAAUUGUACAGGAAAUGCAGUGCUAUGGUCUAGGAUACUCCCUCCCAAAUACAAUAGACAAAGGUCUAUGAGAUUAAUUUGGCAUGUUUUCUAUUCAGUUCAUCUCAUCAAAUGGAUUUAGGGCAUGUGAGUUCCACCGGGAUUAAGCUGAGAUCAGUGUGAUGUUCAUGUUCUGUUUUGAUAACAAAGCCCAACACUGAGAUAUGUAAAGCAAGGGCUGGCAUUAUCUUUGAGCUGCCUUAAUACAUGAAAAUCAGUGUGUACAAAUGUAAAAGUAAUCUAAAUUUUUGAAUGGUAUUAUUAUAAAAUGUUUUCAAAUUUACUAAGAUUUGUAAUUAAAAAUAUAAUUAUA